AUGUCUCGGCUGGAUGAAAUAAAGGCAAGGGCGCACCCUAUCUUUCUAUUAUACAAAUUGUGCUGCCUGAUAAUCGUCUUCAUUAUUGCCCUUAUGAUCAUUUUGAUCGUAGUAAACACCAAUACAGUGAGGCCCAGUUGCUCAAUAAAGAACUUUUAUGUUCCUUCUCUCAACAGAUUGGAUAAUUCCAACUCCGGUACCAUCAACAACUUUAUCUUCUUCGACCUCGAACUCAAAAAUCGGUUGGAUGAUAUUAGUGUCCGCUAUGACCCUAUAAACCUCACAUUCUUUUAUGGUCCAAAGUCAAGCCUUCCAAUAGGCAACUAUACAGUAAGAGGGUUCCAUCAGGGUAAGAAAAAAAGUGCUCAGCGGAGAGAUGUGGUGGAGCCUCAUGGUGUUCCUUGGUCCGACGCAGUGAAUGCGGUUUCUAAUGGAUCCACGGUGGUUUUCAGGUAG
This is a messenger RNA of Fraxinus pennsylvanica, 456 nucleotides long. The record is from the annotation of a GenBank genome assembly. NCBI's taxonomy places the organism in Eukaryota, Viridiplantae, Streptophyta, Magnoliopsida, Lamiales, Oleaceae.